AUGUUCUUGAGUCACCAGCAGAGUGGCCUUGCAAAGCAUGCAAAUCACUGGUGCCCGACCGACCUACCUAGCAACUUUGCUGAUGUGGCACGGGUAUGCAUCCGACUCGGGAUCCCAUAUCUUUGGAUCGACUCACUUUGCAUCAUCCAAGACUCGGCCGAUGAUUGGAAGCGGGAGGCUAUCAAGAUGCACCUCGUGUAUCGCCACGCCGUGGUAACAAUCGUCGCAACUUCAGCCACGUCAACGCAUGAUGGAUUCCUUGAACGCGACUUCAAAAAGACUCUGGCAGCAAAAGUUCACUACUCUCUUGAGCAUGACCAAGAAAGUCUACCAUCUGGGUAUGGCCGAGACAAGUACAUGGUCAUCUCCUGUCGCGAAAACUAUCAAGAUUCGUACCCGACAUACGCAAUCAACGAAUCCAAGUGGAACACCAGGGCCUGGACAAUGCAGGAGAGAAGCCUCUCAACGAGGCUGAUACACUUUUGCCGCAACAAGAUCUUCUUUGAAUGCCGCUCCUGCAUCAAGUCGGAAGAGAACGAACCAGUUGCCCACUACGCCCUGAUGACCAGAAUACUCUGGCCCCGAGAUCCCUCGACAUCUUUGGAUACACUUUAUGGGUUUUGGCAGUGGUGUCUAACGCAGUAUUGUCCACGAAACCUAACCAAAGGCAAGGACAAGCUCAUCGCGAUCCAGAGCGUGGCAGAGGAGAUGAUGAGUACCACUAAGAACUCUUCUUUCCUUUCGGAGAAGCCAAGAGGCACGAUGCCUCUCGUGCACCGAGCUGGUCAUGGAGUGCGCUGGACGGACACGUCUCGUUCAAUCCUCGAAUCCUGCCAAAGGGGAAGCGAAGCGUACCAGAGCCUCGAGGUCACGGCCUGGGUGCGGCCUAUCUCAACAGUUGCCAAAGCCAAGACUGUUAAUGAUGUCGAAAAGUUUUUCCCGUUUAAACUUGUAGCUGGAGCUAGUUAUGGAAGAGGAGAAGACGAGCAUGUUUUUGCCCACGGGAGGUUGGAUAUAGAUGAACCCGGAGAGAACGUCAGGCUGCUCUAUCUGCAAAUGGGCAUUGUGGGAGUUGCCAUUGUCGUUGAUGAUGAACAGGGGUUUAUUCGCUCAGAGGGUCUGUUUGGGAACGGGGCAGUGCGAUCCAAGAUCAUCAUGGUACAAGCCUUAGGCUCAAGUAAUAAGGCCGCAAUUCCAAUGAAAAAUGGCUUGCUCACAUGCGGCGAGACGGUUGAUGAGGUGGGUUUCAUGUUUGAACUGCUAGAGCGGUCAUGCGAGAUUCAACUCUAUGUCGAGGCCGUGGAGGCCAACGGCAUCCCCUAG
Fusarium vanettenii 77-13-4 is the source of this 1323-nucleotide messenger RNA. RefSeq lists its product as uncharacterized. NCBI's taxonomy places the organism in Eukaryota, Fungi, Ascomycota, Sordariomycetes, Hypocreales, Nectriaceae. The transcript is spliced from 4 exons. Bases 1 to 1323 code for a protein of 440 amino acids. The record is from RefSeq and is a predicted model, not a curated record.